ACACGUGACCUUCGCAAAAUCGCAGGUCGCAAUCAAGCUGCGUGUGCUCCCCUCCGUGUCCUCGCCCUUCGGUUUGCCGCCCGCCGCCGCCGAGGCCUCCUCUUCGACGGCUGCUCCUUGACGGGUUGACCCCACGGAGGCGGCGCUCGGCGGUGGCCCUGUCAGGGGGAACACAUCCCCGAGCCCAUGGCCAACCGCGACGCUGCAGCUGGCAAGCUCACCGUCGCGGAGACCUUCUCCAGCCUCAGGGAGCAAGGCAAGGUGCGUGCAUUUGAGCCCUCACGUUCGCUUCGUCGCAACCCUUGGGGCCAAUUCACCCGAGCACCCACAUUUCUCUUGCUAUUCCUGAUUGAGUUGCGGGGUUGGAUUGCUGCAGCCGUGGUGGCCAAUACCCAGUGUUGGUCCCGGUUAGUUGCAGGGAAUACCGGCGGCGCCGGACCAACGUACCUGCUGGAGGGCGGCGCCGGACCUACGAACCUGCUGGAGGGCGGCGCCGGACCUUCCUCCACGCGAGAACGGCGGCGCGAGGAGGCUUCACGGCGGCUGCAGAUCAAUCUUCACGACGGCGCGAGGAGGCUUCACGGCAGCGCGAGGAGGCUUCACGCGAGAACGGCGGCGCGAGGAGGCUUCCCGGUCUUCAGGGAGAGGAGAAGAAGCGGCGCCUGCGGAUCCGGAUGGACCAAUCAACAGAAUAGAUAUCUUGAGUAUCAGUCAUAUAUCGUUUAUAUUUUGCAUGAUUGUUUGCAGGUGCUGCUUACAACACCAACCACACCAACAGAUAGGAUGAAGGAAAUCGCAAAAGCUUCAGAAGGAUUUCUCUAUCUUGUGAGUGCUGUAGGGGUUACUGGUGCACGCUCAAACGUAAACUUGCGUGUAGAACAUCUUCUUAGGGAGAUCAAGAAGGUUACAGAUAAACCUGUAGCUGUUGGUUUUGGUGUAUCGACUCCAGAGCAUGUGAAACAGAUCGCAGGCUGGGGAGCAGAUGGUGUGAUUAUUGGCAGCGCAAUUGUCAGACAGUUGUUUGAAGCUGCUAUUCCUGAAGAGGGUCUGAAAAGGCUUGAGGAGUACACCAGGAGUAUAAAGGCUGCUAUGCCAUGAGAUGAUCACUCGCUGCACAGGUCUUCCGCUUGAACCCACCAGUUGGUGUCCAUGGAUGAGGCAGCGUGAUGGCUGAUUGGCUGCACUGAAAACGACAUUUCCUUGAGCCAAUUCGUCUUGCUCUCUUCUGGAGGACUUUCAAGGUCCAUCAGAACGAUCCCAAUGGACCCAGAUGUUGGUGUUUUGGAUAACGGAAAGUCAAUUCUGUCCUCUAUUUAUGUCGGGUCCUUUUAUAGCCUACCCAUAUUUAUGGACUUAUGGUCAAAUCAGUCCCGGAAGUUAACACUUCUCUAAUCCCAAUCUAUGGAAACUUUUCCGAUACUCAUCAUAUCAUGCAUAUUAUUAUUGGUAACAUGUUGGAUGAAUAAAUUCUUUAGCUUUGUCAUGCCAGCAUGAAACGUAUCUGGAUGUGAA
Sorghum bicolor (sorghum) is the source of this 1512-nucleotide messenger RNA. RefSeq lists its product as uncharacterized. Gene Ontology annotation, cellular component: chloroplast; cytosol. The coding region runs from base 187 to 1098 and encodes 303 amino acids. Gene Ontology annotation, molecular function: tryptophan synthase activity. The transcript has 7 exons. The record is from RefSeq and is a predicted model, not a curated record. Gene Ontology annotation, biological process: L-tryptophan biosynthetic process. Lineage: Eukaryota; Viridiplantae; Streptophyta; Magnoliopsida; Poales; Poaceae.